AUGGGACGCAUGCACAACCCCCACAAGGGUAUCGCCGGUUCGGCGUUGCCCUACAAGCGCUCCGCGCCCAAAUGGCUCAAGCUCACCGCCGACGACAUCCAAGACCACAUCUUCAAGCUCGCUCGCAAAGGUCUGACCCCUUCGCAAAUCGGUGUCGUCCUGCGUGACUCGCACGGGGUGGCCCAAGUCAAGUCCGUGACCGGUAACAAGAUCCUUCGUAUCCUCAAGACGAACGGGCUCGCUCCCCAGAUCCCCGAGGAUCUUUACCACUUGAUCAAGAAGGCCGUCUCCGUGCGCAAGCACUUGGAGAGGAACCGUCACGACAAGGACUCCAAGUUCCGUUUGAUCUUGAUCGAGUCGAGGAUCCACCGCUUGGCGAGGUACUACCGAACCAAGUCCCAGUUGCCGCCUACCUUCAGUACGUUUCGAACUAACUACUGCGCGCGGGAAAGACACGUGACCGUUCAACUGAUCGCAUUGCGUGUUCGUACAGAGUUCGAGGCCGCCACCGCUUCGACCUUGAUCGCUUAA
Molecule: messenger RNA, 531 nt
Organism: Microbotryum saponariae
Lineage: Eukaryota; Fungi; Basidiomycota; Microbotryomycetes; Microbotryales; Microbotryaceae
Source: the annotation of a GenBank genome assembly